Molecule: messenger RNA, 975 nt
Organism: Botrytis byssoidea
Lineage: Eukaryota; Fungi; Ascomycota; Leotiomycetes; Helotiales; Sclerotiniaceae
Exons: 2
Coding region: 1-975 (324 amino acids)
Source: RefSeq, a predicted model, not a curated record
AUGUUACCCGCUAUAUCACUUCAAACCUCCCCAAGCCAACAGAAAGAUACCAGUGGCUCACCACUUGUAUCGGGUCCUCGAGAACUCCCCCCUAUGCCGCCCUCAUCCACAGGUGUGCAGUGUCAAACCCAAGUUCCAACCCAUUUUCCAUUGAGACAACAAACUUCGCAAGCACAGCAGUCAGCUGCAACUAGCAAUCAAUUCACUCGAGCUGGCUAUCUCAAGUACACCAUCCUCUUUGCAAUUGCUUUCCCUUCUUGGAUGAACGGUCUUUUGAAAAGAUUCGUCAAGCAUCUUAUAACUUGGGAUAAGGCAACAAUCAUUGCGGCAGUUGCCAUUGUAGUCGGUACCGUUAUAUCACAUUUCGCGUUGAAGUUGGCUAUUUGGACUGCGACCAAGGAUUAUAUCGAAUAUUGUCAAGGAGAACAGUGUGCAAUGUCGAAGGCGGCCACUCAAGGGCUACCUCCGCCUCCCUUCUACCGAUAUGAAGACGGUACUAUACUGCGUCGAACUUGGACUGGGACAGUAAUUGGAGCCACCGAGUCGAGAACGCAAAAUAAUUAUUACAUUUAUGGGUAUGCACUCAUAGCAUCUACAAUGUUCUAUGCGGCAUGGAAUGGGAAACAUUCAAAACUUCUGAGAAUCCUAAGAGAGUCAUUGAUGCCUGCACAAUAUGACGUUGAGCGACAGCCUCAAGACCUCAGUCAUUGCACUAAAGAUACCGGUUCGAUGGACUUAGCUGGAGAGCAUGCUGCCGCUGCGCUCCCCCGAAGAAAUUCUAGUUCAAGAUUAGUUACGUACAUUACCAACAGUCAAGAUAAAAUGGAAUCGCACAAGCUGCGCCAAAGAACGAUGAGGACCACAAAGAAAAAUGAGUCACCCACUGGAAAGUCAUCAUAUGAGGUACAUAUAGAGCAGGAUGUCAGAAUAGAGCAGUUGGCGCUCGAGGACUUUAUGUUUCUCGAAAACGUAUGA